AUGGCCUUACUCGCGCCUGAUGAGCUAGUUCAGCGGUUAUGCGAAGAGAUCGCCUAUAAUGGGGGGAAGAUAACCCUUGGAGGGUUCUGGGAUUUAGUUACAGAGUUGACCAAUAAGCCUGAUGAAAGAAUGAAGUUAUUUAUUUUGCGCUGUUUCGACUCGCAUCCAGAAACUGCGAUAACAAAGGAGGGGGAGGUUUUAGAGGUCUCGAAUUACAACGAUUUUUAUGAAGAUGUCCAAGGGGUGAAGUGCACCAUCUCGGAGGACAGACUUUACAUGUUCCUGACAGGUUACCGCAAGAAGGAGUGCUUGGUGGGUGGGUUAGCAUUCGACCUCCUAGUUGAAAUUGCCAAGACUAAAGAAAAGGGCAUUAAUACAAUGGAUCUUGCUCAAGUAACCUCUCAAGAUCCUAGGAGCAUAACUGGUCGCAUAAAAAAGCUAGGAAACCUAGUCAGCGGGGUUCAGACAAUUUACAAAGGCCAUGUCGUCAAAAAUUUGAAGUUUUUUCGGUUUGUUGAUGGCAAAGAGCCUUCAAAAAGUUAUACAAGCAUGCGUGAUAGUCUACCCAAAAUUGUAGACGUUGUCAAAAACUCAAAAAACGGAGUACGGCAGCUUAUUGAUCUGAAACGAGAACUGAAGUUUGAUAAAGACAAGCGUCUUUCAAAGUCUUUUAUCGCUGCUAUUUCUUCUCUAGAUGAAAUGGGCUACCUCAAGAAGGUAUUGGUGGUAUCGCCUUCAAGCCCCACGGUUAAGAUACGUUGCGUCAAAUUCCUCAGGGAUUAUGUCCCAGAGGAUAGAUCUGCCAAUGAUUUUGAGGAUGAGACGGAUGGAGGUGAGGACACAGAUGGGAAACCGACAGCAGAAAGCGUCAUGGGUGAGGAGGACGACGAAAAUGAGAUAUAUGGUAACGAGAACGCAACACAAGCGUUGCAAGAGAGAAACUUAGUUGUUGAGGACGAAAUGAAACCCGAAAGAAGAACCUUUCUCUUAAAUCGUUUCUUUCCAUUUCAAAAUCAGACAUUCGCACUUGUUGACAACCACGGUAAGACUGGUCUUUCUUCUAUGCAGGCUGUGAAUUUGAUUAGCGGCAGCGAUUAUAAGCGCUCCUUUACUAAAUGUAGCGAGUAUUACAUUGAAACGGUUGGGAAAGAUGACGAUGUUGGCAACGGAUUUGGACUUGUUAGAGCUUAUGAUUUUGAAGGUAAAAAGAAGUUUUACAGACUUUUCACUAAAUCACAUUUUCAAAACAUGGUGUCCGCGCAAAGGCCAGAAUCCGAGGGCGUUUUCAGACCGCUCAAGGGCCAGCACGCGACAUUACAAGAAUUAAGUCUCAAAAACUUCUCGCCUUUGAGUAAUACCAUCAGGUUUAUUCACACAGAAGGUUCUGACCGUUUUUUUUGGAACGGGGAUCUCAAGGUUCCUGCGAACCAAAACGCAGCACCUCGAGGGAGAAAAAGAAAGCAGUUGAAAACCGAGGUAAAUGACAAUGGAACAGUCAAAAAAGUUAAGCAAGAAAUACAAGGGGCACUGGAGGGACCGCUUGAUGAAGGUUCAAGGCCAGGCGCAACGAGCAGCUUGGAAAAAGCAGGUGUCACAGUUAGCGAGGGCGGUGAGGCUGAGAAGCAAAAAGCCAUUCUUAAUAUUGGCGGCUUCUCAGCGGGCUCCUUGAAGUCACUGCAGCGCCAACGUGCCAUUUUAGAAGCUGUCAAACGAAACGGCGGUGUCACCUUUUUCCGAGAUCAGUUUUUCGACGAUGUGACUAAGCUUAUGGAAUCUAAAACAACUUUAGAUAAAAAAACGAUUAGGGGGGAUGUUGAGCUAUUGAGGGCCACUCAAAAACUCGUAUUAAAGGUUGAUCAAUCAAGUGGUCGGCGCCUAAUGUGUUUGCCUAAUGUUUCUUCCGAAGAAAUUUCCAAAUUUUUGGUGAACGAGAAAGACAGCAAAAAGUCGUAUUUCAGAGAUGUCAUACAAAAUACAGACAUAUACUUUUUUGACCAGACGCAACGAGAUAGAUUUCAUCGCGGUAAGAAGUCUGCUGAAAGAAUUAAAAAUUUCGAACAUAGAUCAAAUAGUGGAAGGCGCACAAAAGCUUCACGGCCGUCGAAGAAACCCGUAAAAAAACUGAAUGCUGGCCUUGACGAUUCCUCCACAAAUCGCCAAUCUUUAGUGGAGAACAACAUGGCUCAGUAUAAGUCUGGUGAUAGUGUUCAUUCCCCGCGCUACAACGUGGGCACAAAAGCGGGAGUCCGCGCUCUUAUUAUGUCCGCCGUUAUAACAAAAAGUUUGAGAGGACAAAUCAUGUGGGAUCUCAUAACGAAGCUAUUUCCCAACAAUUCAAUUAGUAAUCUUAAGAAGCAGUGGACGGCUCGGAGAAUAAGAAUGGGCCAUGGAGGUUGGAAGGGACUCUUAGAGAAGUGGCGUAAAGUCAUUGUUGAUGCAAUGAAGGAUGAGAGAGUAACUAUGGAAGAUGUCGAGCAGCUUGAACUCCCUAAGUUAGUUGAGUUAUGGGAGAACUCUGACCAAGAGCGUUCAAAGCAAUCGAUUACACUUUUCAAGAGCCAUGAGGAAAACUUAAGAAAUUUGACUAUAGUUAAAGAGCCAAGCAGCAGUGCCUGCGCAAAUAACCCUGAUCAAUCCUCUAUGGUUCAGCGUGAGACAGGUCUACUAAGAAAGUGCUACACCUAUGUAGCGCGGGACAAGGAGCUUUCCUUCCCGGUUGACGAUGAAUUGAGAGCUAUUAUUAGAUCGAUACUGAUUGAUAAAAGUGCUAGAGAUUUAGAAGGCAUUAAGCUUUUGGAGCGCUUUUCUCGAGAUGAGGUGGACAAAACUAUACUUGAAAUGGCCAAGGAGAAGCAAGUAUUGUUUAUCGGGCAAUCAAAAUUGCAGCUAUCAGAUUCUGUUCUAGAUUUUUUGAACAAGAAAGGUGACGACGCUUUCUUGAAGUCCGCAGUCAAUUACAGAGCGCAGCUAUUCAUAUUUUUAAACGAUCAAAAGGGCGUACUACUCAACGAAGAGAUAAAGAAUCACGCUGCAUUAGUCUUGAUUGAUUUAAUGAACUCGAAUAAAAUUGGUAUCGCUGAGGUUCCACUUCUGCCUCAGGAAAUACAAAUGCAUUAUUCAACUCGCAAAUAUGAAGUUGGUGCUUUAACGCCUCCAUUAUUGAUUACUAAAACAACAGUUGAGUUGCCUUUCAAAGGACACGGUCCAAUCCCGGUUGGAGAGCCACACUCGCGUAUCUGGGUAGACUCUGAGGGUUGCAUUCGUAAGGAAAUUUGGAGGAAAGUGGUGGCGUUGGUUUUACAGGAGAUCUGCUUCAAUCCUGGGAUAACGCUUCGUAGAUUGGCAGGAAAGAACUCACAGCUAUUAUCAAUGUCGGAAAUUUCAGAAGUUAUUACAUGGUGCAUGAAAGAGAAGCUCGUUUCAAAGUUAGCAUUCGAGGGCCUAAACAUUGAGGGCUCUUGGUAUUCUGCGUUUUGA
Molecule: messenger RNA, 3477 nt
Organism: Lachancea thermotolerans CBS 6340
Lineage: Eukaryota; Fungi; Ascomycota; Saccharomycetes; Saccharomycetales; Saccharomycetaceae
Gene: TFC3
Product: transcription factor TFIIIC subunit TFC3
Exons: 2
Coding region: 1-3477 (1158 amino acids)
Biological process (GO): transcription initiation at RNA polymerase III promoter; 5S class rRNA transcription by RNA polymerase III
Cellular component (GO): transcription factor TFIIIC complex
Molecular function (GO): DNA binding
Source: RefSeq, a predicted model, not a curated record